Messenger RNA from Cloeon dipterum, 704 nucleotides. RefSeq names its product apolipoprotein D-like. Gene Ontology annotation, cellular component: cytoplasm. The record is from RefSeq and is a predicted model, not a curated record. Gene Ontology annotation, biological process: lipid metabolic process; response to reactive oxygen species. Lineage: Eukaryota; Metazoa; Arthropoda; Insecta; Ephemeroptera; Baetidae. Bases 66 to 659 code for a protein of 197 amino acids. The transcript is spliced from 3 exons.
AAUCAUUCGCGUUCGUUUUCAGUCAGGAGUCAAGCACCGAGGCAACAACAAGCGUCUGAGCCAAAAUGAGAGCGGCUUUUGCAUUAUUCGCGAUUUUCUUAUCGCUUGCGCCCGUAUUCUCAGAAGACACGUGCCCAACAUUUUCUUACAUGAAACCGUUUGACGCAGCAAAGUACGCAGGUAAAUGGUACAGCGUGGCGUACAAAGAACACCCAACGCAUCCAGGACAGAUGUCAUGCGGAAAAAUCGAGAUUGCCCACAGCAAAAACGUGGCGGGGAAAGAUACCCUAGUCUACAAAUACAACUACGUCGAGAACGGCCAGCUGGGCACCGCGCACAAGGUGGCGCAGGCGUUGCAUUCUGAGAAUCCGGGCAGAUUUCAGAGCGUGUGGCGAAUGGAUGGCGCCAGCACCUGGUCCAGCAAUUAUGAAUCAAGCGUCAUUGUCACGGACUAUGAAAACUACGCCGUUGAAGGUGUGUGCGCCCACUACUAUCUCGAACAGAACAACACGUUCGUCAGGUCAUACUACUCGCAGAUCAUGAGCAGGACACCGUCCCUGCCUCCUCAAAGCUUGGAAUUUCUGAAGGCAAUCCUAGUCAGCAAUGACAUUCCACUGGCAUCCAUAAGAAACAUUGAUAGCUCAUCUUGCAACAAUUAAGCUUGGAAAAAUUCUGAUUUUAAUAAAGAAAAAUACAUGUAUGAA